This is a messenger RNA of Hevea brasiliensis (rubber tree), 1014 nucleotides long. RefSeq lists its product as uncharacterized. Lineage: Eukaryota; Viridiplantae; Streptophyta; Magnoliopsida; Malpighiales; Euphorbiaceae. The record is from RefSeq and is a predicted model, not a curated record. The transcript has a single exon. The coding region runs from base 1 to 1014 and encodes 337 amino acids.
AUGGCGACGUCGAAAGAAACUUGGAGCGUCCGACACUCUCCCUCUGAAAGAAAAAUGUCUGAACGGGUCUCCGCUAUUUCCAUUUCGCUCGAUCCAAAACCUUCCCCUUAUUCUUUUUGUCUCAAAACCCUCUCACAAUCCUUCAAGAUUUUCCCGAGAAACAAACGCAUUUUCUCUUUCAUUUUUGCCCUUCUCGCUCUUCCUCUCUCUUUCCUCAACUUCUUACUCUCUCUCUCCUCUUACCCGAUCAAGUCACAGAUUUUCCACCUCGAAUUACUCGCCUCCCGUGCCCCUACUCGCUUCGAAGCUCGCCAGGUCUGGAAAGAGUCACGCGAGGUUGCUCUCUCUCUCCUCCACAUUAAACUCCUCUAUCUAUUACCCAUUUACUUUCUCUCUCUCAUCGCUGCCAUUACAGUCGUCGUCUCCACCGAAUCCACUUACAACAGACGACCCACAAAUCUUAAAAUUAUUUUUGCAGCCAUCAGGUCCACGUGGACAAGGCCGUUGGUUACUUCAAUCUGCAUCUACGCUAUUCUAUUAUUGUACACUAGUAUACCCUACUCGUUGGCGGCUAUGAUUGGGAGCUAUAGUCCCGGUCUGAGAUUUGUAAUAUGGCUUAUUGGAUUGGGUGUAGAAUUAUACCUAAUAGCUGUUUUAGGAUUGGGUCUGGUGGUUUCGAUUUUGGAGGCAAGAUUUGGGUUGGAUGCGAUUCGGAUUGGGUCGCGUUUGAUGGAAGGGAGGAGGAUUUGUGGAUGGGUUUUGUCUGGGUUAUUGACGGUGAUGACGGGGGGAAUUGGGCGGAGAAUGGAGGGUUUGAUUAUGGACAUUGAAGAUUCGGCAGAUGAAUCGAAAUGGACGGUGGCGAAGGGGUGGGAGAGGGCGGGGCUGGUUGGUCUAUAUGGGUUGGUGAUUAUUUGGGGUUUCGCCGUUACUACUGUUUUUUACUGUGAAUGUAGGAAACGACAAAACGGAAGAGUGGUGGAUGAGCACGACCACGAGAGCGUUGAUUCUUGA